Saccostrea cuccullata (small rock oyster) is the source of this 1778-nucleotide messenger RNA. RefSeq lists its product as uncharacterized. NCBI's taxonomy places the organism in Eukaryota, Metazoa, Mollusca, Bivalvia, Ostreida, Ostreidae. The transcript has a single exon. Bases 1047 to 1778 code for a protein of 243 amino acids. The record is from RefSeq and is a predicted model, not a curated record.
UUAAAGAGAUAGCAGAUGCGAGAUCUGAAGUUAAAAAUAAAUCAUUAGAAUCAAUAAAAUUUACUUGUGUAUCUAAAGAUCCACAAGUAUGUGGUUGGAAGUAAUUACAGAUGCUUACCAAUAGAAAUUAAGAUUUUAUCACGGACGGUCCCACGAAAUAUAUCAUGGGAAUGCAAAUGGGUCUUUCUUGUUUAUGAAGAUGUAUUUGGUUAAAAGUAAUUAAAAAUGCUGACCACUAUAAGUUUAACUUUUUACUCAGAUAAUUCCAAGGAAUAAAUCAUUGGGAAAGUAGUUAUAAAUUUGUUGGUGAAAAGCUGGAUUUGGUUAGGAUUAAUUAAAGACGCUGACUACUGGGAAUUGAGCUUUGAAACCCGGGACAGUUAAUCUGGUAUGAAAUGAGCGGAUGACGGACAUACGCCAGACAAGAGCUGGAUUGUGUCUGUCUCUGUUUCAUUUUAUACAGGUAAGAUUAUUUUGUAGACUUGCGCGUUUUUGUAAAAUUAUUAAGUUUUCAGAUGGUUUAGUUUAUCUACUUUAGUUUAUUUACAUAUUUAAAUAGUUUUUAUUGUAACACAGUAAUCUUUAUUAUAAGGUUUAGUAUUGUGUGUAAAAUUAUUUAUUUCAUGUAAUCGGAUUUUUUAUUUAAUAAAAGACAAGAGCUGGAUUGUGUCUGUCUCUGUUUCAUUUUAUACAGGUUGAGAAUUAGAGCCUGUGAGCCGCUCUGGUCAAGAAAGGUCCUCUGGUCAAAAGGAACGGGAUAUUGAAGAUAAAAUAAAAUACAAAAAAAAAGAAACUGAAUUGAGUCGGUCCGACCCAGCUCAAGGAUUAUUUGAAUUAUUUCACUUGGCAUCUCCUCUCACAGAAAUAGCCAAGAUCCCGGGUGUAAAUGAACAAACGUAUAAUCGGCCCAACGUCAUUCGGGACUCUGCCUCCUCAAACUUUGAUGGUUGAGGUUUAGCAAAAAAGCUUCAUAUAGGCCGGAGUCCAGGAUGAGGUUGACCUGGUUAUAAUAAGUGGUAGAGAAUCCGAUUUUCUUAUACAAAUAUAUGGAAAAUUUGCCAGCGCCAAAGACUGAAACACCAUUGCAGCGUUUGAGGCGGGCAGUUUCGCGAGUGCCUUUGUUUCCCCGGAAGAAAUUUGUGCAACCGGAUUUAGAUGACAGGGAAAUACUGUUUAACCCGGAUACGUAUCAUCCUCGUCUAAUUUCUCCUGGAUCAAUAUCUAACACACAUCCCGACGGGUCUGCACGUAAAGAGGAAGUUCGGGACCUCAAGGAUUUGGAGACUGAUUUACGUUUAGAAGACGAGUUUUAUAUUCCCGACAUUGGUGACAUAUCACCGCCGCAGUUACAUAGCGACAAUUCCUUUAAUAACUUUGGGAUAAUUCCAGACGUUAAUCGUAACUUCUCUACGUCGCCCCCCAGUGAAGGAUUAACCAGCAAUCCAACUGGUAUUUGGGACGAGAGACGAAACGAGGACCAAAGACGAAACAAAGACCAGAGACCAGACGAGGACCAGAGCCGUCAAACCAACGACGAGGCCAAGAGACCAGACACUCCCUGGGAAGAACCAAUACAAGUAAAUAAACUAGGACUCACAAAUUUUGAUGACUUGGUGAGAAUCGCAAGUCCAGUACAGCAGCCUACUACAAAUUCAGUGCAGCAGCCCAUUACAGGUCCAGUUCAGCAGCCUAUCGCAAGUCCAGUGCAGCCGCCCAAAAGACCAAAAAACUCUCGGGCAAACCGAACUUAUAAUAUAUCAUUUGCAUUAUUUAAAUGA